Molecule: messenger RNA, 2913 nt
Organism: Cuculus canorus (common cuckoo)
Lineage: Eukaryota; Metazoa; Chordata; Aves; Cuculiformes; Cuculidae
Gene: CLTRN
Product: collectrin, amino acid transport regulator
Exons: 6
Coding region: 80-760 (226 amino acids)
Source: RefSeq, a predicted model, not a curated record
UCCUGGGUCACAGAAAGUUUAAGAGUGCUUUACAGGGGAGACUCACUUCUUUUUGCCUCAACAUUUCCAUGCUGACAGGAUGUUACGGGUUUUGCUGCUUACUCUUUUUGUAGUUACCAUUGCUCAUGCUGAGCUCUGCAAGCCAGAUGCACAGAAUGCUUUCAAAGUACGGCUUAGUAUCAAAACAGCUUUGGGAGAUAAUGCAUAUGUCUGGGAUGCUAAUGAAGAGUACCUCUUCAGAGCAGUGGUGGCUUUUACAAUGAGAAAAUAUUCCAGCAAGAGCACAACUCGAAUUUCCAAUGUGCUGCUCUGCAACGUGACGGAUCGGGUGUCAUUUUGGUUUGUGGUCACAGAUUCUUCUGAAAAUGUGACAACUGUUCCUGGAAGCGAGGUAGAGGCAGCCAUCAGGAUGAACCGGAACAGAAUCAACAGUGCCUUCCUACUGAGUGACAAAACACUGCAGUUCCUGGAGAUAACUUCAACCUUAUCACCUCCUGUUGAACCCUCCACGCCUGUUUGGCUUAUUGUAUUUGGUGUUGUUCUUUGUCUCAUUGUGGCUGGAAUUGUUUUCCUCAUUGUUGCAGGGAUUCAGCAACGCAAGAAAAAGAAUAAAGAGUCAACAGAGGGAGAAAAUUUGGAAGAUAAAGGCGAAGUGACAGUAACAGUAGAAAAUGGGAUUCCUUGUGAAACGCUGGAUUUAAAAGCAGGCCACAUUAAUGGAGUCUUUGCAGCAGAUGAUGAACGGUUCACAUCCUUAUGAAAUACUGCCAUUGCUAUCUAUCGGUGUUUUGAAAGACUCCUGUGCCUGCCUUAUCUCGUCACUACUCCUGAAUGUCAAACAUGAAGAGAAGAAAAAUGUUCUUUCACCAUAUUUCCCUCGAGAGAACCUUUUGCUGAUAACACAUACAUUCAAGCCUCCAUUACAGAACUUUUGUUCAUGAGCAAAGCAAAUGAGAAGACUUCAAAUGAUAUCCAUUCAAGAUUUCCAGGAAAAUGUGUGGAGAACAGGAUUGAAUCCUGCCUUGUGUCAGGCAUUUAAUUUUUAAUGAUUAUUUAAAUAUCUCUUGCUUGGUUUUGCCUGGUAUAAAUGUGAAACUGUGUUAUUCCUGACUGUCACUGGGGAGAUCAUCUAUCAUUGUCAAUUCUUGCUGGGCUUUAUUUCAAGCCAUAUGCAAAUUUUCUCUGUAAAAUUGCUUCUGUUUGCUGAUACACAGUGUGGCUUUGGAUGGAAUAGUGAUCAGUACAUGGAAGUUUUAGUUUCUUGAAGAAAAACACCAUGCUUUCUCAGCCUCCAUAAAAGUAGGUUAAAAAGCAGCUGGGUCAUGUGUAGCUUUAGGACUAGCAAGGAUCUGGUACUAAAAAUAUUUUCCACUUAACAGUCAAAGUCACAGAUUAUAUGACCUGGAAACUAAAAGUUGCAAAAGUCUGAAAUUUGUUGAAAUUAAAAGUUGCAACAAAGGGCAGAUUUUCCAAAGGUGCAGUCUGUGAUUAGUGGCCCAGCUCUCAUUAAAUCUAGGAGGGCAUUUCACAGGUCUUUGAAAAAAUCUUCCUUACAUUUUUUAAUUGUGAAAGUAGAGCAGAUUUCCAAGAUGUAGCAAACACAGGUCAGCUGCACUCUUCAUGUGACAGCUGGAUAGCUUUUGAAAAGAUUCAGUGCUUGAAACACCAGCUGUUGGGCUUGGUGUGCCUGACCCAGAUGAGAAUGUGUAGGUGGUGGUAAGUUGGCAGAGACCAUUCAGACCUGGGUUUCCUGUUUAUGUGGCUGGAAGUUAAGGGUACCAAGUGGUGCCAGACCCGAAACCACAUUGCUGGAUUACUUUGAAGUCAGCCACACAUCCAAAGUGUGCUAUCUGUGUCCUAAUCCCAUUCCCACUUAAAUCAGUGAUAAAAUUCAUACUGAUUUCAGAACAACUGGGGCCCAAUAAAGGGAGUUGAAUGUAUGGGUAACUACAUAGAGAAUGGAACUGUGUUGAAGCAAACUGAUAUCUGCAGUCAUCAAACAACUGCCCACAUCACUGGAGGCAAAAUUUGACCAUUAGCCAUCCUUUUUCCAGUGCCGUGUUUUGGGGAAAUAGUAGAAAAUCCAUUUACAUAUUAAGGUUAUUCCGUCAGACUCCUCACCAACAGGAACAGGAAAAAGCUGCUUGUAAAGGACCAUACGGUGUCCUGAAGGGUACAAAGGUUUCUUAUCUCCCAGGGUACAAAUCCUUCAGCAUUUUGGCUGUAUUGAGCACCUUUGACUCUCCAUUUGACUCAGUGCUGACUCUUGGGUAGGGGUUGAGCAGAAGGGGAGGAACGGGGAUGACAAUGGGAAGCAGUGCAGUGGAGGCCCGAGGGCAGGGGAGACGGAGAGAAGGGCUAAAUGCAAAAUAAAACCUUGAAACUCACUGAUCAUUUGCCUCACUUGGUCUCAUCUGUCACAGUUGUCUUUCAUGUCCUGAUGGUGGGUCCCUCUGGAUAAAGACUGUGUCUUUGCGUCCCAGAGGGUGUGCUGCUCCAUUCUAGAAAAGGAUUAAUAAAGUCCAUUAUUAAUGAUAAUAUCUCAGUGCUUCAAAAUUACCAUCCACAAUAUGGAGAUGUAUUUCUCACAGGAAUGUCAAAGAUUAAGCUUACCACUGUUUAAGAUCAUUUGGAGGGAAGAUAUAGAGUACAGUGUUAUUAUUGCUUCCUCAGUCAUUGUUCCAGGGUCUUUCACUCAGGCAGAAUUUUACUGAGGUAAUUCAGAUCCCAUCAUUUCUAAACCUUCACACUUUUCCUAUUCUUUGUAUGACAGAUAGCUACUCUGCUGUAUGACAGCAAUGGAUUGCUUUAACUGCAGCACCUCUGCCUUUACCAGUGAAAGAUUUUGGUGAGAAUAACUUGGCAGUGCAAGAGCAACCUCGAGCUUCUGAUUAAAAAUUACUGUUUUCCUGU